Rotaria sp. Silwood2 is the source of this 378-nucleotide messenger RNA. The record is from the annotation of a GenBank genome assembly. Lineage: Eukaryota; Metazoa; Rotifera; Eurotatoria; Philodinida; Philodinidae.
AUGCGUUCAUUAGGAUUAAAUCCAACGAAUAAAGAAAUUGCUGACCUAAUUGCUGAAGUAGAUAAAAAUGGUAAUCAAAAUUUAGAUUUUCAAGAGUUUGUGGCAUUUAUGAACAAACAUUGGAAUGAAGGUGAUCAAGAAGCUGAAUUGCGUGAAGCAUUUCGACUUUUUGAUCGAGAUAAUUCAGGUUAUAUAACUAUCAAUGAAUUAAAAGAGGUCAUGCUUAAUAUGGGUGAAAAACUCAAUCAAGAAGAAUUAGAAGAUAUGAUGAGAGAGGCUGAUGUAAAUAAAGAUGGUAAAUUAGAUUAUGAAGGUAAUUUAAUCUUAUUACUUAGUUUUAAUUUACGUUUGAACGAUGUAAUUAAUUUUCUAUUAUAG